This is a messenger RNA of Choloepus didactylus (southern two-toed sloth), 2895 nucleotides long. RefSeq names its product RCC1 and BTB domain containing protein 1 (gene RCBTB1). The record is from RefSeq and is a predicted model, not a curated record. NCBI's taxonomy places the organism in Eukaryota, Metazoa, Chordata, Mammalia, Pilosa, Megalonychidae. The transcript has 13 exons. The coding region runs from base 460 to 2115 and encodes 551 amino acids. Gene Ontology annotation, molecular function: protein binding.
AGGGGGUUCCGUCAGCGCGCCGGGUUUCCAGGUCCUCGCCGCUGCGCUGCAGGGUUUGUGCCGGAGGCGGGCCUUCCAGGUAGUUGGUGGGCGCUGGGCAUCCCCUCACCCUGCAGAGGCGUCGCUGCUCCGGGCGGCCCUCGCCUCCGGCCUUCGGCAUCCUCGUCCCGCCCGGCCCGGGACCGGCAUCCGCUCGGUGGCCUCCCGGGGACGAGGGCGUCGCAGGCCUCCGUCUCUGCUGCUUCCCGCUCCUCCGCGACCCGGAGGCCUCCACGGGGCGCUUUCUUGGCAAUAGGGACCCUUAACACAGGAGCGCGCUGAGCCCGGCCCGGCCUCUGCUCCAGGACCCCUUCUGUUCCAUCUGGGGUGACCAUGUAGGCACUCUGUGUUCUCUGCAUUAGCAAACCAGAACACCCAGCCAUAAAAAUGAAUGAAGUUCUGAUACAUGCUACAACAUGAAUGAACCUUGAAGACAUCUUGAGAUGUUGCCUUAUUUAUAGGAAUUGCUUGCAACCAGUCAUGAUGGAUUUAGGAAAGUGGCCAGUCUUCACACUGCUGUCUCCUCAAGAAAUUGCCUCGAUUCGGAAAGCGUGCGUCUUUGGUGCUUCCGCCAAUGAAGCACUGUAUGUUACUGACAAUGAUGAGGUCUUUGUAUUUGGACUGAACUAUAGUAACUGUUUGGGAACUGGAGAUAAUCAGAGCACACUUGUACCCAAAAAGCUAGAAGCCUUAUGUGGGAAGAAGAUUAAAAGCCUUAGUUACGGGAGUGGACCACAUGUUCUUCUCAGCACUGAAGAUGGAGUUGUAUACGCCUGGGGCCACAAUGGGUAUAGCCAGCUUGGGUGUGGGUCAACCAACCCGGGCUUCGCUCCCAUCCAGAUCUGCACCAAUCUCUUGAACAAGCAAGUGGUGGAAGUAGCAUGUGGCUCUCAUCAUUCGAUGGCUCUGACAGCUGAUGGAGAGGUGUUUGCUUGGGGCUAUAACAACUGUGGCCAGGUGGGGUCAGGAUCUACAGCAAGUCAGCCUACGCCUCGAAAAGUCACAAACUGCUUACAGGUUAAGAAGGUGGUCGGCAUUGCCUGUGGCCAGACGUCGUCCAUGGCUGUUUUGGACAACGGGGAGGUAUAUGGCUGGGGUUACAAUGGCAAUGGCCAGCUGGGGCUGGGAAAUAAUGGCAACCAGCUGACCCCUGUGAGAGUGGCGGCUUUGCAAAGCGUGUGCGUGAAUCAGAUCGUCUGUGGCUGCGCACAUACUCUAGCGCUAACGGAUAAGGGCUUGCUCUAUGCCUGGGGAGCUAACGUGUACGGGCAGCUGGGAACUGGCAGUAAAAGUAACCUGCUAAGCCCAGCACAAGUCAUGGUGGAGACAGAAAGGGUGGUAGAGAUCGCAGCUUGCCACUCUGCCCACACGUCUGCUGCCAAGACCCAGAGGGGACACGUGUACAUGUGGGGCCAGUGUCAGGGCCAGUCGGUGACCCUGCCCCACCUCACCCGCUUCUCCUGCACCGACGACGUGUUCGCCUGCUUCGCCGCUCCCGCCGUCACCUGGCGCCUCCUCUCCGUGGAGCACGAAGACUUUUUAACAGUUGCAGAGUCGUUGAAGAAAGAAUUCGAUAGUCCAGAAACUGCCGAUCUGAAAUUUCUCAUUGACGGGAAAUUUAUUCAUGUCCAUAAAGCUGUUUUAAAAAUCAGGUGUGAGCACUUUCGAUCCAUGUUCCAGUCUUAUUGGAAUGAGGACAUGAAGGAGGUGAUUGAAAUAGACCAGUUUCCGUACGCAGUGUAUCGUGCCUUCCUCCAGUACCUCUACACAGACACAGCUGAUCUGCCACCUGAAGAUGCCAUAGGUCUUUUGGAUUUGGCGACAUCUUACUGUGAAAACAGACUGAAAAAACUUUGCCAGCACAUCAUCAAGCAAGGAAUUACUGUGGAGAAUGCCUUCUCAUUAUUCUCUGCCGCAAUCAGAUACGACGCAGAGGAUUUAGAAGAAUUCUGCUUUAAGUUUUGCAUCAAUCAUUUGACAGAUGUCACCCAGACUGCGGCGUUUUGGCAAAUGGACGGCCCUCUGCUGAAGGAAUUCAUUGCUAAAGCCAGUAGAUGUGGAGCCUUUAAGAACUGAAGCCCAAGGCUGUGAGUUUUGUGCCCUGGGCCCUGGUGGUGAUGUGUCUGGUCGUGCUCUCUCCGAGGUCUAAUUCUGCAGGUUAAAAAAAAGAAGAAGAAGAAAUCAGGUUGCUUUGCCACCCGAGAUGCAGUUCUUCAUGUAGGAACCUGUGAAGGAUGUCCAGCUUUUCCUGUACCCGCUUACACACCUCGCUUCCAGAUAUGUGUAUUUUAAAUGUGACUUUACUUAUGUUUGGGCUGGAACCUUGUAAAAGGCUGAAAGUGUUUUUUUUUGUUUGUUUGGCUUUUUGUUUGUUUGUUUUGGUUGGAGGAACUUCUGAGCUUUGGAGAGGGGGUAUUGGAAGCCACUCUCCUGGGUCUCAUCUCAUCAACCCUUUUGUGAUAUUUUCUGGAUUUUGAGAUAAACAUCGAGGCCCCAACAUGAAUGAGGAGAUGCUGACCCAGGGGCUUAUGGAUGGACUGCGUCAGCUGCUAGUGCAAAAUGCCACCCUGAAGGCAGAGCCAAGCUGGAGGCUCUCGUUGAUGCGCUUGCACCUAUGUGACUUUUUUUUAAAUUUCAUGACAUAUCAAAGUACUAUUUAAUGUAACAUGAGUUAAACCUAUUGUAAGGAUACUUAAUGUAAAGAUAAAUUCCUGGGUUAGCAAAGAUUUCUCCUAAGAUUUGAGCAUACAUAACAAGUAGUCAUUUAGAACUAUCUGCGAAAAGUUGAUAAUGAAAGAAACUUUGUUUGGAUAAAGGGGGGCAUUUUUUACAAUAAAGUCUCCACCCCUUCCCCAA